GUCCAAUGUUGAGGGGAAAGAUAUAAAAUUUUAGAUCCAUGUAUUAAUACAAGACAGGUACUGAGUGUCCGUUGUUCUAAUCCAUUUGAUUUGUUCCCCAGCCCUGUUAUAUUUCUUUUAGAGGCAUGGUGGGUGGGAAUGCAUCAUCAGUAACUGAUUUCAUCCUUAUGGGACUCUUUCCUGAGUUUCAGCAUUCCAUUGUUCUCAACUUUAUGAUUAUUUUCAUCUACAUUCUUGCUUUUCUGGGAAACUUACUUCUCAUUGUCUUGAUUUGGGGGGACUCUCAGCUCCAUACACCCAUGUACAUUCUCCUCAGUCAACUCUCCCUCAUUGACUUGACAUUAACUUCUACCAUUAUUCCGAAGACAGCCUCUAACUUUUUCACAGGGAAAAGGACCAUAUCACGGAUUGGCUGUGGAACGCAGAGUUUCUUCUUCCUGAUGUUGGGAAUGUCAGAAUGCCUCAUCUUGACUCUCAUGGCUUAUGAUCGCUACGUGGCUGUCUGCAUCCCACUGCGUUAUCCCACCAUCAUGAGCCCCAGGUUCUGCCUGCACAUGGCUGCUGGAUGUUGGAUUGGAGGCUCCAUAGGUUCAUUUAUCCAUACAGUCUACCCUAUGCAUUUUCCCAUCUGUGGGUCAAGGGAGAUCCACCAUUUCUUCUGUGAGGUCCCAGUCCUCAUUAAGCUUUCCUGUGAAGACACGUCAGUGUACCAGUUAGUGGUGGUGGUUACAAGCAUUGUACUGCUUGUUGUGCCUUUCAGUCUCAUCAUAGCUUCCUAUACACUCGUCUUCCUCACUGUCCUCCGUAUGAACUCUGUCAAGGGCAGGAAAAAAGCCCUGACCACCUGCUCUUCCCACUUAACUGUGGUAAGUCUCUUCUUUGGCCCAAACAUAUUCAUUUACAUGACUUUCACUUCCUCACACAGUCCAGAGCAGGACCAGGCUCUCUCUCUUUUCAGCAACAUCCUCACCCCCAUGCUGAACCCCCUUAUCUACAGCCUGAGGAAUAAGGAGGUGGUGGCAGCACUCAUGAAGUUGAUGGGGAGAUGUGGGGUAUCUUAAUAGAUAAGGAACACUUCUCAGCUGGAAAAGAACAUGCUUGUGACCAUGGACUAAACUACAGUUCA
This is a messenger RNA of Dama dama (fallow deer), 1126 nucleotides long. RefSeq names its product olfactory receptor 2L3-like. Gene Ontology annotation, molecular function: olfactory receptor activity; G protein-coupled receptor activity. Gene Ontology annotation, cellular component: membrane. Gene Ontology annotation, biological process: G protein-coupled receptor signaling pathway. Lineage: Eukaryota; Metazoa; Chordata; Mammalia; Artiodactyla; Cervidae. The transcript has a single exon. Bases 126 to 1061 code for a protein of 311 amino acids. The record is from RefSeq and is a predicted model, not a curated record.